This is a messenger RNA of Pararge aegeria (speckled wood butterfly), 3710 nucleotides long. RefSeq names its product FAST kinase domain-containing protein 3, mitochondrial-like. The transcript has a single exon. The coding region runs from base 176 to 2107 and encodes 643 amino acids. The record is from RefSeq and is a predicted model, not a curated record. Lineage: Eukaryota; Metazoa; Arthropoda; Insecta; Lepidoptera; Nymphalidae.
AUCUGCGAUAGGUUCAUGACAUAUUAUUAACGUUAAACUGUUGAGUGUUGGUCUCAGAUCUGUGAUAAAACUAUAAAUGUCACACAAAAACUAGAAAUAGGUACAGAAUUAUUUGUUUUGAAAUUAUGGUCGUAUUGCCACCGUCGGAUUCAAACUAAUUGAUUUAUUGUUUACAAUGACGUUAAUUUUGUGGAGGUCGUAUUCCAAAGCUCGCAAUAAUAUGUUAUGUGGAAACAAUAGCUGCAAUUCGGUGUCGUCUCUGUAUAAUUUUAUAACUCGUUCGCUCAGUGAUGACAAGUUUUCUACACCGGAAUUCAGCAAUAGUACGAUCUUAAUCGAGAACGGGUUAAAUGUCCACGAACUUCCAGUUGUUGUGAGAAAACUUAAAGAUCUAGAGGCUUUGGAUUUUCCACCGGCAAAAGAGGUUCCUCGAACGGCAAAUGACUCUGUCAGUUAUCAUUUAAUCCAAGAAGAGUUUAAGCAAUGCAUUGAUUUACGUGAAGUGUUUUCACUGAUAACAAAAUGCACUAAAAUAACACCGAAUAUCGCGCUGGGUGCUAUUGAACGAAUAUAUGAUUUAGAAAAAGAUUCACACUCAAAUAAUAUGACCAACGACCAAACAGUCCACAUAAAUUUUGCCAAAGGUGCUAUUUUAGAGAAACUACUAAAAGUUGUUAUGAAAACUGAAGAUACCCAGACAAUAUUAAAUGUACUAAAAACAACUUCUACAGUAAUGGAACCUUACAAGUACAAGUUUUGUGAUGAGUUACUACUUCGAGUUAUUGAUAAUAGAUUAACUGUAGACCAAUUAUGUGACUUUGCAUUAUUUCUGAAAAAUAAUCCUGUUGAUCAAAAAUAUUCUGACACAAUUGAUAGAUUAUGGGUUGGCUUUAUUGAAAAAGAGAAAGAUAUCAAUGAAGUGAAUAUAAUUAAAAUAUUUAGAAUUUUACCUGGUCUGAAAGUGAGUAAAAAGACUAUUACAACUUUGUUGGAGCAAAAAUUGUCAGAACUAUGGUCUAAAAUAAAGGUUGCAGCUAUGCAAGAUAUUCUUGACAUAUUUUUGGUAGAGAAAUAUUUUUCGAUGCAGUGUUAUAGCAUUUUAGGACAUUGGUUGUACUCCAAUAUCCAUGCUUUAGAUGAUGACGAAUUAUUGGGUGUAAUAACAAUAUUUACACGUCUUAAGUUUACUGAUAAGCAAAUAGAUGCGGCAAUUGAAAAGUUUUUAAAGUUUAAAUCUUCCAAGAUACAAUCACACGUUUUGGUUAUUGGUAUUCUGAAUUACUGCAUGCAAUUCAAGUUACGCAACGAACAGAUACUAGAGAUAUGCAGCCAGUAUUUUAUAGAUAAAAGGAAACAUGUGCCAUCAAGUUUUUUGAAACAUUUCAUAUAUCCAUAUGGAUAUUUGUGUAUGAAUCCAUCUAAUAUUGACUUUUGGUUGUUAGCUGAAGAUGUCUUACUUGAAAAUUAUCUAAAAAUGAAUAUUGAUGAUCUUUGCUCAAUCAUUUCAUCAUACAUCUACUGUGGCAACUAUCCUUUGAAAUUAGUAUCUAAAAUAUUUAGUGUAGAAUACAUGGCUAAAAUAAAUAACUGUGAUAUCUUGAAGAAACUGCAUCUUAUAGAUACAGCACUGUCAUUAGAGUGUGAGGAAUACAAUGGCCCUUUGUUACCUAAAGACCAAUGGUUUAAACCUGCCAUACAAGAUGGUAGAAUUAAGAAUAUCAUAGCUAAAAUAAAAGUCAGCUUUGUUUCUGUUAUUGGAGAUGAAAAUAAAAUGUCUACUUCGGUUGUACUGCCAAACUACUGUUCAGACGAGACAUAUCUUAUUGAUGUGAUGUUCCAUCCACCUGAGACAAGUAGCAGUACAUUUAACUGGAAAUCAAAGUCUCUCAAAAAUGAUUGUACAGCAAUACUUAUCCAUUUACCAGAUCAUUACUGUACUGAUAAUGAACAGCUAAUUGGCCCACAAGUUAUGAAGAAGAGGCAUUUAAAUAUCCUUGGUAUAAAAGUUGUGAGUCUAAAAUAUGCUUUACUCAGUCAGUUCUAUACAUCAUAUAAUACUGUUGGCCUCAGGAAAUAUAUAGCUGACAGUAUUGACAAAUUGCCUUAAUGAUCACUGUUGCAUUGAUUAUCAAUCCCAAGGUACUGAUUUUGAUUACCAUGUAGUACCUUAGGGACCCUGAUCUGUCAAGAAAUUUCUCAAAGCCAAAGUUGAGAAAUCUGCAAGCCUUGCGGAGUAUUAAAAUAUUGGUCCCAGUUGUUAACAUUUAGAUAUGUUAAAAACCCCUGGUGUGUUGAAGGCCUUCCAACCUGCAUUGAAGCUGUAUUGUGAAUUCAGGCUCUCCUUUGAGAGGAGGCUGGUGAGAUUCUAAUUGGCUGAGAACGAUGAUGAUGAAAGUUGAAGCCUUUUUAUUGUUGGUAAACAUGGGUGCUUUAAUGUGAACAUUCUUUUACAUUAUGUUCCAUCAUUGAAUUUCCAUUUUGGUACAGAAAUUUUUAAGACUGACCAAGGUAUAAAAGCAGAGCUAAGUUACUAAAAGUAAUGUGAUAUUAUGGUUUUUAUAGGCAAAACACAUAUAAAAGACAACAUUUUAAAUAUCGGUGAAAUCAGCUUUGAGACGUUUUUGCAUUGUUGAAGUGUAAUGAACUCAGUAAGUAAAACUGGAAUAAACCAGUUUCAGGAUGUUUUUGCAUUUGUUGUAGACUGAUUUGUUCAUGCUUACUUACUACACUAGUUCUCCCUGCUGAUUUGGCUGUGUAAUAGAGUGUCAAAUGAUGUGUUUGAGUAGUCUUCCACUACAUUGGUAGGGAAGUUAUAUAUUAGAUAAUAAUAAAAAAUACCUAACAAAUGUGCCUGAUAUCUUACAUGUAAGUUAAACAAUUAGUUAUAGUUAGUAAGCUUUAUUAUAAUGAAACCUGUAUACUAAGUAAUAAAAAUAUUAUUAAUUGAAUAAAGAUAAUAAGGUUUUAAGGACAUCAUACAAAAAUGGCAGUAUCAAGAGAGGUUGAUUUGUCAUAUGUCCUUUCUAUCUAUUGAUAAUUGGCUAAUAUAGUUUGUAAUAGAGAGAGUCACUAAUCUAUAACUUAAAUUGAAUUGACAGGACUAAAAGUGGUGCUAUCCUUAUUACUAUAUUUUCUCUGGAAAACUUAAGCACUAUUUUUGUAUAAGUAUAGUUUAGAGGUUUAUGUACAACAGAACUGGCACUGUGAAAUUAGCUCAAUAACAAUUUCAAUUUGCUUAUUUGGAAAACAAGUCCCAUAUUAUAUAUGGAGUAGAGUCUGUUAAGCUAUCCAUAUAGCCUUAGUAAAUGAGGCUUUUCCAAAAAAUAAGUUUACUAUUAAACUAUACUAUAAGUUUUACUCCCGCAACAAUUAUCUCUCUAAUUACUCUAUCCCGCUUCAGUUAAGACGAGUAACUAGCUUGUGUAACAGUAAUAAUGCUAAGUUCACACUUGUGUAAAAGGAUAGUGCUAUGAGACCAUAGACUUGCCAAUUUAGUGUGGUUUAGAAAUAUGUGUAGCUACAAAAGAAUUAGCACCUUAAAUGCUGUAAGAAAACUAAAAUGUAGUAUGCAGGUAUGUUCCACAUACAUUUAUUAUGAUAUAUUGUUCAAAUAUAAUGUGUAACUAACUUAUAUUAAAAUUUUGGGUGAAUAUAUUGAAUCUAUUUUUCUAGUCUGGUUUUAAGUCAGAAAUACAUUUACUAAGUGUAAU